AGCAGCUGCUCAUUAAUUAAUUUCUAAUUAAAAGUGCUUACUAGCCUUUCAGUUACUAAGGAGGGUGGGGGAAAUAGCUGAUACAACAUUGAUCCUUCAGAUUAUAAACAUUAAUUUCCUUCCCUCGCCCGCAGAAAUAUAUGUGUUGCAAGCAGGCGUUGCCGCUACAGAAGAGCUUCCCAAACUUUUCUCCCCUGUCAGGCAGGCUGAAGGCGAUGCUGGAGAGUCUAUUUUCCAUGCCAGGGGAAAGAUUCCCGAAAAUGAGUGUUGAACUUACAGGCAGGUUAAUUUGAGCAGGUUUUGCAUGACGUCAGAGGCUCUGCUCUUUUAAAACAACGUGCUUGUGAGCUGAUGUAUUUGUACCACUUUUCUUCUUCCCACCUUUUAUUUUUCAGUGGGUGCAAAGUAUUUGUUUUUGCCGUCACGUCUGCCACCUUGGAACCUACAUGUAACAAUUAAUUCUGUGUCGUAGCUGUAGCGGGGAAGGUGCUAAAAUCGCCGUACAUAUUUAAAAGAAAAAAAAAAAAAGUUCAAGUUUUCAUGUAAAUAAAUUAAAUGUGGUUUUCUGCUUCGUCCUAUAAGCAUCUAGGGACCUGUGGUUACCAAUCAAUUGGUACAACAGCGCAGAGCCAGGCUGCAAUAGCGUGCAGAUCAGACGCCUCGCCUUGUUUCUAGAUAACUGGGAGCCUCUGUACCAUGUCCUAUCCUCAGUUUGGCUACCCUUACUCCUCUGCACCCCAGUUCCUGAUGAGCACCAACUCCCUGACGACCUGCUGCGAGUCCAGCAGCCGCACGCUGGCUGAGACGGGGGCGGCCGCCUCGGCGCAGACCCCCGUGUACUGCCCGGUGUACGAGAGCCGCCUGCUCGCCACCGCCCGACACGAGCUCAACUCCGCCGCCGCGCUGGGGGUCUACGGCGGGCCCUACGCCGGGCCCCAGGGCUAUGGGAACUACGUGACCUACGGUACCGAGGCUCCCCCCUUCUACUCCUUGAACAGUUUGGAUGCGAAGGACGGGAGCGGCUCUGCGCAUGCGGGCAUCGCCCCGGCGGCUGCCUACUACCCCUACGAUCACACCCUCAGCCAGUACCAGUACGACAGGUACGGGACGAUGGACGGCGGGACGCGGAGGAAAAAUGCCACACGAGAGACCACCAGCACGCUGAAGGCCUGGCUGCAGGAGCACCGCAAGAACCCCUACCCCACCAAGGGCGAGAAGAUCAUGCUGGCCAUCAUCACCAAGAUGACCCUCACCCAGGUCUCCACCUGGUUCGCCAACGCCCGCCGGCGGCUCAAGAAGGAGAACAAGAUGACCUGGCCCCCGCGGAACAAGUGUUCUGACGAGAAGCGGCCCUAUGAGGAAGAGGAGGAGGAGGAGGAGGAGGGUUCGCAGGAAGAGGCGAUGAAGAGCGGGAAAGCCGAGGAACCCUCGGGCAAGGACGAGAAGGAGCUGGAGCUCAGCGACCUGGAGGACUUGGACGCCGCCGAGUCGGAGAGCUCGGAGUGCGAGCUGAGGCGGCCCUUCCCGCACCCGCUCCCGCAUCCGCACCCGCUCCCGCUCCCGGGCGGCGGCCUCCCGCCGCGGGCCGCAGAGCUCCCCGCCAAGCUGCCGCCGCCGGCCGCCGCCGGGGAGGAGGAGGAGGACGAGGAGGCGGCGGCGGCAGAGCGGGCGCGGAGCUGCCUGAAGACGGCGGCGGAGGAGUGCGGCCCCGACCCGCUGGGCGCUCGGCAGCGCGGCUGCGAGUCCAAGAUGUGCUUCCAGCAGGGGCAGCAGCUGCUGGAGGCGAAGCCCAGGAUUUGGUCCCUGGCGCACACUGCCACCUCCCUCAACCAGGCCGAGUACCCCUCCUGCAUGCUGAAACGGCCGGGGGGCUCGGCCGCCGCCGCCGCUCCCGCCCCGGUCAGCGUCAUCGACAGGCACCAGGAUUCGCCGGUCACCAACCUCAGGAACUGGGUGGACGGGGUGUUUCACGACCCCUUGUUCAGGCACAGUACUUUAAACCAAGCCCUGAGCAACACAACAGUUUCCUGGGCUACCACCAAAGGAGCCAUUCUGGAAACGGGCGCCUUGGGACGCGCGGUGGGGAACGGCGCCAACGUGCUCAAGGGGCAGCUCUCAAACCUGGCCCACCAUGACUCAAACAAAGAGUUUCUGGCGUUUCCCAAAUCAGGAAGCAAAAUGUUUUGUUCUUAACAGGCCCGCCGAGGGGCAAAGGACUUUCUAACGCUUGAAGAGUCAGCUACACUGAAAAGAGACUUGCGAGAGUUUAAAUUUAAAUAUAAAACCUUUUCUUCCUUUUUUUUUAAGCAAUC
Molecule: messenger RNA, 2312 nt
Organism: Prinia subflava (tawny-flanked prinia)
Lineage: Eukaryota; Metazoa; Chordata; Aves; Passeriformes; Cisticolidae
Gene: IRX4
Product: iroquois homeobox 4
Exons: 5
Coding region: 697-2193 (498 amino acids)
Biological process (GO): regulation of transcription by RNA polymerase II; cell development; neuron differentiation
Cellular component (GO): nucleus
Molecular function (GO): RNA polymerase II cis-regulatory region sequence-specific DNA binding; DNA-binding transcription factor activity, RNA polymerase II-specific
Source: RefSeq, a predicted model, not a curated record